AUGGGCAACCCAUAUGCGGCGACCAACCAAUUCCAAGUGUUUCCGCCAUAUAAUCAAUUCCGCCCACAAGCGCACCAAAGGGCCAGAGCCAAUUUUGCUGGGCCUCAUAUCAACCAAUUCGCCGGAGUUUGUGGUUGGAAUAAUCUCGGCGAAAAUGCGAACAACUCGUUGCUAGGGAACCAAGCAAUCGACCAAGGUGUGGUCGAACAAAUGAUUCAAGAUAUGGUGCCCCACACUAGGAGGAUUGGUAGGCCAGUCUACCGGAGGCCAUAUCCAGAGCACUUUGAUCAAGAAGAAUUUCCGAGGGGUUUCAAGGUUCCAAAUUUUGCACUAUUUUUGGGAGAUGGGCUCCAGUCGACUGUCGAACAUAGUGGCCGAUUCAUGACCCAAUGUGUAGAGAUUGGGCAUCAUGAGGCCUUGAAACUAAGUUUAUUCCCAAGUACACUCACGGGGGGCCUCUUUCUCGUGAUAUGUUAA
Prunus armeniaca (apricot) is the source of this 477-nucleotide messenger RNA. The record is from the annotation of a GenBank genome assembly. NCBI's taxonomy places the organism in Eukaryota, Viridiplantae, Streptophyta, Magnoliopsida, Rosales, Rosaceae.